AUGGGCAAUCGCACAGCAGUGAGCACUUUCCUUCUGUGGGGAUUCUCCAGCUUCCCAGAGCUGCAGCAUCUGCUCUUUGUCGUGAUUUUCCUUUCCCACAUAACCAUCCUUCUAGCAAAUGCAUCCAUAAUGGUGACCAUCAGGCUCAACCGCAGCCUCCACAAGCCCAUGUACUUUUUCCUCUUUGGCCUGUCUCUCUCUGAGACCUGCACCACCAUGGUCAUCAUCCCCCGCAUGCUGGUGGACCUGCUGUCAGCGAGCAAGACCAUUUCUCUCCCCGAGUGUGCCACGCAGAUGCUCUUCUUCUUCGGCUUGGGAGCCAACAACUGCUUCAUCUUGUCUGCCAUGUCCUAUGACCGUUACACCGCCAUCCGCAACCCACUACAUUAUCCCAUCCUGAUGACCCAAAAGGUCUGCUUUCAGCUCAUGGGGGCUUCGUGUGUGCUCGGCUUCCUUAUUUCUCUGUGCAUUGUCAUCAUAGUAUUUAACUUGUCUUUCUGUAACUCCAAUAUCAUUCAGCACUUCUUCUGUGACAUUGCACCUGUGGUCUCCCUUGCCUGUAACUACACCAUCUUGCAGCAGAUGGCUCUCCUUACAUUCACUGCCUUUGUGUUGGUGGGCAGCUUUAGUUUAAUUAUGAUUUCUUAUGUCUUCAUUGUGGCCACAGUUGUGAAGAUGCCCUCUGCAGAGGGGAGGUAUAAGACCUUCUCCACAUGCUCUUCUCACUUCACGGUGGUGUUCAUACAUUAUGGAUUUGCUUGCUUUGUCUAUUUGAGAACUAAGAACAGUGACUCCUUUGGGGAAGAUACACUAAUGGCAGUAACAUACACAGUCCUGACCCCUCUACUCAACCCCAUCAUUUACAGUCUAAGGAACAAAGACAUGCAGACAGCCCUAAGGAAAGACCUAGGCAAUGUAAUCAGGUUGUUCCCUCAAAUAGUAGAUAAACGAACCCAGAAAAAUUAA
Jaculus jaculus (lesser Egyptian jerboa) is the source of this 966-nucleotide messenger RNA. RefSeq names its product olfactory receptor 10T2-like. Bases 1 to 966 code for a protein of 321 amino acids. NCBI's taxonomy places the organism in Eukaryota, Metazoa, Chordata, Mammalia, Rodentia, Dipodidae. Gene Ontology annotation, molecular function: olfactory receptor activity; G protein-coupled receptor activity. The transcript has a single exon. Gene Ontology annotation, cellular component: membrane. The record is from RefSeq and is a predicted model, not a curated record. Gene Ontology annotation, biological process: G protein-coupled receptor signaling pathway.